AUGUGGGCCCAGGGCCUACCACUUCUGUACCAUGUGGCCUUCCUUGGUCGCCUACUGAAGCAGAAAUCAGAGGAGGAGGAAGAAGAUGAAGAAGAGGGGGAAGAGGAGGAGGAAGAAGAGGAGGUAUCUCUGGAUCCACUGAAGCCAUGUUCUCCUUCCAAAGAUACUCCUAUUGGAGAGCAAGCCACUUCAGCCCCACCACAGCCAUCCUGUGGGUCCAAGGCCACAGAAACAUCACAGCAAAUACUCACAGAGCCCCCAAGGCCUUCCAGACCCUUUCCCAUCUUCCAGAUCCUGACUAACCUACCUUUGAGACAUAAGAUAGCAUCAGGGAGCCACCUGCAGCAGAGAAGAAGCCAGCUCUUCUGGGGCCUCCCCUCUCUGCACAGCGAGUCCUUGGAAGCCAUCUUCCUGAGCUCAGGUGGCCCCUCUCCCAUGAAGUUAUGUGUUUGUCCUUCUGUCUUCUUCAACAAGCUUGCCUUCCUGCCUAGGUCCAAUCUGCUGCUUUCCCAGUAUUGCUCCACAACCCAGUUUCCUACCCAUAGAGCCCAUACCAUGGAAGACCUGGAACGGAUGGCCCCCAAUCCUAAGCUAUUUCCACCUCCAUCUUCCCCUCCUGUCCCAUCACCACCCCUCCAUCUGGACCACAAGGGAGUCCUAUCUGACAAUGAGCCACACACACAGUCCCAUGGAACUAGACCCCUGGGAGUUCCACCAGGAUAUGAGACUCAGUGGAGAACUACAAAACAUAAAGAGGGCCCCCAACCAUCUGAGCCCCCAAUGCCAGCCCCCUGCCCACCCCCAGCUUCUCUGUUAGAACCCAAAAAAGUCAGACCCGAAAAACUUUCUGUACCUAAAGACUUUUGGGGAGCCAUGGGAUACAGAGAGAACCCUCAGGCCUCUGAGUCUCCAAUGCCAACCCCCUGUUCUCCCCUAGACUCCCUGCCAAAACUCCAGGGAAAGAGUCCCCUAGAAGAUCCACCUGGAUAUGAACCCCAGUGGGGAUGCAGGGAAAACUCAGCCUUGGAUCUCAACCCAAGGCUCUACGGUACCAGCCCUGCAUGUGUCCCAUCAGGAUCUGAAACUCCACGGAAUACCAUGCAAGGUAGAGAAAAUCUUUGGGUGCCUGCAGACACAGUUUCAUCUCCGAGCCUUCCCUCAGCUUGUCUACUGGAGUCUCUAGCAACGUGCCCCCAGAGAGUCCUGACUGAGUCCAAAGCUUUGUGGGAGACCAUGAGGCAGAGAGAGGACCUCCAGGUGUCUGACUCCCCAGACCCUGCCCACAGAGCACCUCUAGCCCCCCUUAUAGAGCCACACAGAAUCAAUCCUGUGGAAGGCCUCACUACAUCAAAAGCUACAUGGAAGGACAUUGAGCAUUCCAGGAAUUCCUGGGCUUCUGAGCCCCCAUCUCUGGCCCUCAGCCCAUCCCCAGCUCUUGUAUUGGAGCCCCUCAGAAUUAGUCCCAUGGGGGUCCUGUUUGAUUCUGAGGCUAAAUGUGGGGGCAUAAAAAGGAAAAAAAACUCCUCUGAGCUCCCAGCUUGCAGUUUACCCCAAGACCUGCAUAGAGCCAGUCCCCUGGGAGUACUGUCUGACCCUGAACCUGCUGGGGCAGAUAUGGAGCAGAAAGAGAACUGUUGUUUUCCUUUGUCCCUGGUUUGGGGCCCCAGCCCACCCCCAAACUCUGUUUUGAAGUCCCACAUAAGUGAGCAUACCGGAGACCAAUGCAACUGCAAACCUGAGGAAGAAGCAGAGCAGAGAGAGAAGUGCUGGGCCACUGAGCUCCCAGCCCCCAGCUCACUCCCUGCUCCUCUACCACAGCCACACAUUGACCUUGAAUUUGUGCAGAGAAAGGCACAAAGAGAGGUCCCCCAGGGCCCCAGCCCUUCAGCAGUGGAUCCCCUAAAGCCAGUAUCCUGGCCUCCCACCCUAGCUGAAGCUUUGAAUAUUGAGCCCACACAGCCUGGUCUACCCAAAGAAGAGAUGUUCCCAGGGGCUGAGGCAGAGGUUCCACAUUCCCAGGGAAAGGGUUUCCCAGAGGUACUCACCCACCCUGGGAUCCACGCCUGGCACUGGAGUAGAGAACUGGAACUCAGGCUGAAGAAACUGCAGCGGAGGCCUGCUUCUAGAUCCCCUUGCCAAAGUCAACCAUUUUGCAGCUCCUCUACCCUGAGCUCUACAACUCCAGACUCCUGGAGAUUCUCUUCCUGCCACCAAAAGCUGACAAAUCCCCCUAACUUGUGCCCCCACUCUUCAAGCUGUCAUCUGCAAAAACUUCCAAACACAGUAACUCAGCCUGUCCAGGCUCUCCAAUGUUAUCACCCCCACUCCUCUUCUCAGCCUCAGCCACAAGGGUCUCACAAGGCAGAACACGGGUCUCGGAAGGAGACAAGAAAGGGGAAGAUGGUGGCCCAGGUCCCAUCCCAGGGUCCAUAUGUUCACAUGGAGGCUGGGAAGAACUGUCCAGACCUGGGAGAGCCUUCAAACCCUGAGGUUUUGGCCUCAGGCAAAAGACAGGACAAGGCUUCAGCCAAAAAGAAAGAGAGCCCCAGAAAACCCAAAGCAGGAGACCAUGGAGGAGAAAAUACAAAAUCGAGGUCAUCCACAGUCACAGUGAAGAGCCACCCUGCCCAGGCCCAAAAACUAGCAGAGGACCCUGUAAGCAGACUUUCCCAAAAGUCUCACCACAGGGGACAGUGUUCUCAACACACUAUUCUUCCCCGGCAGCUUCUCCCCAAGGCUUCAGAUCCAAAGGAUCAGCAACAGGCAAAACUAGGAGCUGGUGACAUCCUGAAUGCUCACCACUGUACACACUGUCCUCGAGCCUACAUGGAAAAGUACCUUUCUUCUCUCACACCCCAGGCUCCACUCACCGCAGGUCUCCAAAGGGUGUUAGCCAACUUUCUGUGUACCCGUGGACUCCUGCCCACUAAAUUUAGUCAGUAG
This is a messenger RNA of Cynocephalus volans (Philippine flying lemur), 2943 nucleotides long. RefSeq names its product SPATA31 subfamily G member 1 (gene SPATA31G1). The record is from RefSeq and is a predicted model, not a curated record. NCBI's taxonomy places the organism in Eukaryota, Metazoa, Chordata, Mammalia, Dermoptera, Cynocephalidae. Bases 1 to 2943 code for a protein of 980 amino acids. The transcript has 3 exons.